Microcebus murinus (gray mouse lemur) is the source of this 1513-nucleotide messenger RNA. It is a transcript of the gene PIGC, whose product is annotated as phosphatidylinositol glycan anchor biosynthesis class C. Gene Ontology annotation, biological process: GPI anchor biosynthetic process. The record is from RefSeq and is a predicted model, not a curated record. Gene Ontology annotation, cellular component: glycosylphosphatidylinositol-N-acetylglucosaminyltransferase (GPI-GnT) complex; membrane. Lineage: Eukaryota; Metazoa; Chordata; Mammalia; Primates; Cheirogaleidae.
UCGGCCGCAGUCGCAACGCCCGGCGCCCCGGAUGGGGAAGGAGGCGGCGGCCGCCGUCCGCCGGCCGCGCACCCCUAGGAUUUCACGGGCAGGUUCAUAGUCUCUCUUUUUCUAGGAACUUGGCUGUAUUGUCCUGUAUCAGAGAACAAACUCACCUAUUGCAGGCCUACCCUGGGUUGCUGCCUUUGAAAACAAGGAAAGGUUGGUAGAAUAUCAACCACAGCAUGGAAUUUCCAGAGAGAUCUUAUUUCAAAACUUCAUAAAGAACGAGAACCACAUGAACCUCUGCGAAAGAGAUUGAAUUAGCCUGAGUUUGAGAGAAGGGAUAAUGUGUGCCCAACCUGUAACUAACACCAAGGAAGUCAAGUGGCAGAAGGUCUUGUAUGAGCGACAGCCUUUCCCUGAUAACUAUGUGGACCGGCGUUUCCUGGAAGAACUCAGGAAAAACAUCCAUGCCCGGAAAUACCAGUAUUGGGCUGUAGUAUUUGAGUCUAGUGUGGUAGUACAGCAGUUGUGCAGUGUCUGUGUUUUUGUGGUUAUCUGGUGGUAUAUGGAUGAAGGUCUUCUGGCCCCCCACUGGCUUUUUGGGACUGGCCUGGCUUCUUCACUGAUUGGGUAUGUUUUGUUUGAUCUUGUUGAUGGAGGUGAAGGACGGAAGAAGAGUGGGCGGACCCGGUGGGCUGACCUGAAGAGUGCUCUAGUCUUCAUUACUUUCACUUACGGCUUUUCACCAGUGCUGAAGACCUUGACAGAAUCUGUCAGCACUGACACCAUCUAUGCCAUGUCAGUCUUCAUGCUUUUAGGCCACCUCAUCUUCUUUGACUAUGGUGCCAAUGCUGCCAUUGUGUCCAGCACACUGUCCUUGAACAUGGCCAUCUUUGCUUCUGUCUGCCUGGCCUCACGCCUUCCCCGGUCGCUGCAUGCCUUCAUCAUGGUGACCUUUGCCAUCCAGAUUUUUGCCCUGUGGCCCAUGUUACAGAAGAAACUGAAGGCAUGUACUCCCCGCUGCUAUGUGGGGGUCACUCUGCUUUUUGCAUUUUCAGCCCUGGGAGGCCUGCUGUCCAUUAGUGUUGUGGGAGCCAUACUGUUUUCCCUUCUGUUGGUUUCCAUCUCAUGUCUCUGUCCUUACUACCUCAUUCGCCUGCAGCUUUUUAAAGAAAACAUUCAUGGACCUUGGGAUGAAGCUGAAAUCAAAGAAGACUUGUCCAGAUUCCUCAGCUGAGUUAGGAACCUCCAUCACAUUUUUAAGGCAAACUGAUAGACUAGCUUCCUAAGUAGUAAAAAAUUUGAAGACAGUUCCAUUCUGGAAGCAGCGUCCUGGUGUGGGUGAGCGAACAGAGAUCAAAAGAAAAAAAAAUAACCAAAUGCUUGGGGGGUGAAGGUGCUUAUCCUUUCUGUUAUUUUGUGGAUGAAAAAGCUUUCUGGGGCCCUCUUGAAUUAUUGCCUCUAAUUCAUUAUUCGCAGUAACAAAUGACGUAAUCUGGUUUCUAUUAAAUAAAUAACAACACAUCGA